AAUACUAUAUUUUCACCAGCAAACGAUGGUCACAUGACAGAUGUUACUUGUGAGGUAUACCAUGGUGGUGCAGAUGCUGUUUACUCCUUUGUUAUGGUAACAAAACUUGAUGUAACAGUAAACAUUACAGCAGUGUUACAGACACAAGAGAGCCAGCAAAUUACGUCAUAUAAUUUCUCUGUAAUAUCUGAUAUCGAUUCGACAUACACCUGUGUAAUUCUACAUGCAAAAGAAUCAGCACAAAGCAUUAUCCUUCCUGGAAUAUUUCUUCUGCCUUUAUACAACGGGAGUCUACAUAUUGAUGUUACUACAAGUUCUACGAUAAGUAUUAACUGGACUGCGUGGGAUAACACUACAGACGGUGGAGAUGGGCCUGUUAUUGGAUACAUUCUUCACUACAAACUUAGCAAUGGCGAUAUGGAUGAUUGGAAACAAACACCAUUUCAGGAUUCACUGUCAGGAACUGCUUCUGGUUUGUUGUGGGAUAGAAGUUACAUUUUUGCUGUGUCAGCCGUAAGACCUGGUAUAGGCGGUGAAGGUUCAAUAGGGAUGAAGAGAAUUCAAGCAAAAACUCUUUGCGGAAAACCUAGUCCAGUUAAGAAUGUGACCCAUGACAUCAUCGAAGCAGACCAACCUAGUAUACUAGUCAUAUGGAAAAGAAUUGAGGUGGAUGCAGAGACACUGAAAUGCUUCAACUCUACAUAUUUCUACACUGUGUAUCUAAAAAUGAAUAACAGUGAAGGAGUUGGUGAUGUGGUUUACCAGGGCAUUGACACUAAAACAGUGAUAUACAACAUUGAUGUUGAUGCUACUUACGCCAUUUCGGUAACUGUUUCUAAUAAAGAUAGCGAAGGCGAAUUCGGUGAAAGUCAACUUGUAGAUUAUGAAUGUGAAACUGGAUGGUUUGGAACUAACUGUAAAGAGAAGAGCACUAAACCAUGUACAUGUCAGAGAUUGACGGGAAAAUUUGUGUCGUGUGAUUCAAAUUGGCUUGAACCCAACUGCGAAAUCGUGGUGCCUUUAUAUAACGGAAGUAUGCAGCUUGAUGUUACUACAAGUUCUACGAUAAGUAUUAACUGGACUGCAUGGGACAAUACUACAGGCAGUGGAGACGGGCCUGUUAUUGGAUACAUUCUUCACUACAAACUUGGCAAUGGCGAUGCGGAUAAUUGGAAACAAUCACCAUUUCAGAACUCAUUGUCAGGAACUGUUUCUGGUUUGUUGUGGGAUACUUAUUACGUUUUUGCUGUGUCAGCCGUAAGACCUGGUAUAGGCGGUGAAGGUCCAAUGGGAAUGAAGAGAAUUAAAGUUAAAAGUCUUUGCGGAAAGCCUAUGCCAGUUAAGAAUGUGACCCAUGACCUCUUCGAAACAGAUCCACCGAGUAUACUAGUUGCUUGGACAAAAAUUGAGGUGGAUGCAGAGACGCUAAAAUGCUUCAACUCUACAUAUUUCUACACUGUGUAUCUAAAAUUGAAUAAUGAUGAAGGUGUUGGUACUGUGGUUUACCAGGGCAUUGAUACUAAAACUGCGAUAUACAGCAUUGAUGUUGAUGCUACUUACGCAAUUUCGGUAACUGUUUCUAAUAAAGACAGUGAAGGCGAAUUUGCUGAAAGUCAUCUUGUAGAUUAUGCUCUGCUUUCAUAUGACGGGAGUCUGCAGAUUGAUGUUACUACAAGUUCUACAAUAUGUAUUAAGUGGACUGCAUGGGACAACCCUACAGACAGGCCUGUUAUUGGAUACAUUCUUUACUAUAAACUUAGCAAUGGCAAUGCAGAUGAUUGGAAACAAAGCCUAAUUCUGAACUCUUUGUCUGGAAGUGCUUCAGGGUUGCUGUGGGAUACAAUUUACACUUUUGCUUUGUCAGCCGUGAUACAUGAUGAAGGCGGCAAAGGUUCAAUUGGAAUGCAGCGUAUCAGCGCGUCAACUCUUUGCGGACAACCUAGUCCUGUACAGAUUGUCAACCACGUAGUUUCUGAUACAAACCCACAUAGUAUUCUUGUCACGUGGACAGAAAUUACAGUUAAUGCAGAGACUCUGCAGUGCUUCAACUCUACAUAUUUCUACACUGUGUAUCUAAAAUUGAAUAACGAUGAAGGAGUUGGUGAUGUGGUUUACCAGGGCAUUGAUACUAAAACUGCGAUAUACAACAUUGAUGUUGAUGCUACUUACGUCAUUUCGGUAACCGUUUCUAAUAAACACAGUGAAAGCGUAUUUGUUAAAAGUACUCUUAUGAGUAAUGACGAUUCUGAAGAAGGGCCUAAGUUGAUUGCAGCUAUUGGUGGCGUCAUUGGAGCAGUUCUUUGUACUGUUGCAGUGGUUGUUAUUAUCAAAACUUUCUGGAAACUAAGACAAGGUGAAGAGGUAAGUGAAUCCACAGAGGAAGCAGGCAUGGAUCAAGGCGAUACACAGGAGUAUGACAAUAUUGUUCCAACAAGAGGCCCUGAUGGGAGUAACACUUCUACAUUCUUUUUAUGUAAACAAAAACUAAGCGAAGAUUUGAUUAAAUCCAUGGACGAUGCAGCCACGGAUCAAGAAGAUGAGCAGGAUUAUGAAAAUAUUGUUCCAAUAAGAAGUCCUACUGGGAGUAUAAGUUCUGCAUUUUUUUCAUGUAAACAAAAAAAUAGUGAAGAAGUGAAUGAUUCCACAGAAUAUGAAAACAUGGACCUAGCAGACGACCAUGAUUGUGGAUCUACGUUAUUUUAUUCAUGAAGAAAUAAAACAAAUUUUUAAACCGGGAUCAACAAUUCUGGAUUCUAAUCAUGGACGAAAAUGUGAAGUGGUGAAUAAACCAAAGAUGCAGCUACAAAUCCAAAAGAAUGGCCAGGCUUGUAAACAUAUUUCGCCCAAUUAUAAGUGAUCAACAAUUAUACAGCAAAUUGUCAAGACUGCAUUCGUGCCAGAGAAGAUAAUAAAAAAUUAUAGACAAAUAAUAAUAAUAAGUCAGAAGCAUUUAUAAAUGUUUUGAUUCUAGACCUAUUACUAAUUACUGCAAGGUGCUAAAAUCAGUCAAGUAUAUAUUUUUUAUUUUCUAUUUAGCACAGGGCAAAUGAUUGCCAAUA
This is a messenger RNA of Anneissia japonica, 3059 nucleotides long. RefSeq lists its product as uncharacterized. The record is from RefSeq and is a predicted model, not a curated record. Lineage: Eukaryota; Metazoa; Echinodermata; Crinoidea; Comatulida; Comatulidae. Bases 34 to 2709 code for a protein of 891 amino acids. Gene Ontology annotation, molecular function: protein binding. The transcript is spliced from 16 exons.